UCUAUGAGAAUUCCAUGUUUUUCACCUCUUCUUUGUUUUCCGUUUCAAUGUUCAUUGGUUGUAUUUUUUUUCUUUCCAUUUUUGGUUAUUAAUUAAUUGUCAAAUUUCACAGCUUGUCAAAAUAUGAGAGGUAUGAUUAACUGCCAACUUGAAAUUCUGAAUUAUGCAAGUAUUAUUAGUAAUUACAAUCAUAUUUAAUAUAACUGGGUUUAUCAUGAAGUUGAUUUUCUGCAUUUUGUUCCACUUUUUUUUAGUUAGCAAGGUUGGAUUUAACUUUCUAAAAAAAGUCCAAUUUUUGGGGGAUGGGGUGGUCUUGUAAACAACAUGUUUUUAUUUCGUCCUGGAUAAGAUUAAUGAGUAGAUGGACGCAAGAAUGAUCAAUCCUUGGAACUGAAGAUACUAUGGACAGCCUAUUCGGCAGUUUUGAGUGAUUGCCCUUAAAGCCUAACCUCGUAGUUGCUGGUUAUGGCCUUUGAACAAUUAAAGGAAGUUAAAGAACCAAACCAGAACUGGUUGGUCACAUUUGGUGCUCUUUAUUGUGCAUCUCUUGUAUAUGGCAGCCUUUUUAUGUUUCUUAUAUAACUAGGAGGGUAGUGUGAUAAAAAAUUUAGAAACUUUGGGCUUUACCAUUUAUUUUUUUGGAAAUGAUGAGUCCCUUAACGAAAGAGGAACAUGUCUGUCCGAAAGUGUUGAAUGCUUACCUGGUUUUAGCAGUGUUCUAUUUCUAUUUCCAGACUCCUGAUCUUGUUCUGCAAGAAUCAAUUAGAGCUAUCAGUUGUCACCACAGAAUUUUGUCUUGUGGUUGUACUAGUGGCCUAGCAUAUCAAAUUGAAAUACAUUCUAGAGCUGAAAAUUGGUUUUUCAAUUCUCCUGUGGUAGACAGACUUUGUCAGAGGCUAAAGUGAUUUAAGUUCAAAUGGAGCAGUAUGAAAUUCUAGAACAGAUCGGCAAAGGUGCAUUUGGUUCUGCCCUUCUUGUGAGGCACAAGCACGAAAAGAAAAAGUAUGUUCUUAAAAAGAUCCGCCUUGCUCGUCAAACUGACAGAACCCGUAGAUCUGCCCACCAGGAGAUGGAGCUUAUAUCUAAAGUUCGAAAUCCAUUUAUUGUGGAGUAUAAAGAUUCCUGGGUAGAAAAGGGUUGUUUUGUAUGUAUCAUCAUUGGCUAUUGUGAAGGAGGGGAUAUGGCCGAAGCUAUAAAAAAGGCUAAUGGUAUUAACUUUCCUGAAGAGAAACUUUGUAAGUGGCUUGUUCAAUUGCUGAUGGCACUUGAUUAUUUGCAUGGAAAUCAUAUUCUUCAUCGUGAUGUCAAGUGCUCAAAUAUAUUCUUGACAAAAGAUCAAGAUAUACGUCUAGGUGACUUUGGUCUUGCUAAAAUGUUGUCAUCUGAUGAUCUUGCUUCCUCGGUUGUUGGCACUCCAAGUUAUAUGUGCCCAGAGCUUCUUGCUGAUAUACCCUAUGGCUCUAAGUCAGAUAUCUGGUCUUUGGGAUGUUGUAUCUAUGAAAUGGCUGCUUACAAGCCAGCUUUUAAAGCUUUUGACAUACAAUCAUUGCUUAUAAAAAUAAACAAGUGUAUAGUAUCUCCCAUGCCAACUAUGUAUUCUGCUGCUUUUCGAGGGCUUGUCAAAAGUAUGUUGCGGAAAAAUCCUGAGUUGAGGCCAACUGCUGCAGAAUUACUUAAUCAUCCACAUCUUCAGCCUUACAUUCAUAAAAUUCAACUAAAAUUAAAUAGCCCCAGAAGAAGUACUUUUCCAUUCCAAUGGCCCGAGUCAAAUUACGUAAGGAGAACUCGGUUCGUAGAUCCAGAGUCUGUUUACACUCUUUCUGACCUAGAUAAAUGUUUGUCAUUUAGCAAUGACAUGGCCUUGAAUCCUAGUGUUUCUGGAACUGAACAAGUUUCUCAGUGUUCUACUCAAAGAGCACAUGGAUUAUCCACUUGUUCAAAAGAGAAGAUCUAUGAACUAUCUGUAGGUUGUGUCCGUGAAAAAUACAAAACUGACAAAUCAAAAGCCAGUAAGUUCUCAACUGUUGAGAGAACACCAAGAUCAAGAGCAGUUACGGUUUCUGCCACUACCAAAAGGCAUACAAUAGCAACAUCAAAGACAACCCAUUCUGGUCCAAAACGUGAUUCACUUCCAGCAUCUCAUGCACCAUCUAGAAAAUUUUCCACACCACCAAGAACCAGGGCAAGGGCAACACCAAACUUGUACACUAAUGUUCUUGGAAGUCUAGACUCUCUUGAUGUUUCCAUUAAUGCACCGCGAAUUGACAAGAUAGUUGAAUUCCCAAUGGCUUUCUGCGAGGAUCCUUUUUCACCUAUCCGUGGACCAUCAUCAACAUCAGCGCGCUGCUCUUCUAGUUCAGCAGGGAGUACUGCUGAUUGCUCCAUCACAAAGGACAAGUGUACAAUCCAAGAGGACAAAGUUACUCUCCCCACAAGUAUCACUGAUGCUUGCCCUGCUCCAAAGGAAACUAAAUGCUCUUAUGAGCAUGUCAAAGAUUGUGUUUCAAGUCAUUCCUCUACUGACUUGGAUCAACGCCGGUUUGACACAUCAUCGUACCAGCAACGUGCGGAGGCAUUGGAGGGGUUGCUGGAGUUCAGUGCUAGGCUCCUACAACAACAGAGGUUUGAUGAGCUUGGGGUGUUGCUAAAGCCAUUCGGGCUUGAGAAGGUUUCUCCAAGAGAAACAGCUAUUUGGUUGACCAAGAGCUUUAAACAAACUGCAGUCUAAGGUUUUCUUUUUCAUGCAUGCAUAUGAUUAUUUGCUAACUGAUAGUGUACAUAACGUUGUACAUUUGACGAUAAAAUAGUGAAUAAUGACUUUUAUUAUUGGUGUUAGCAUUUUCCUUGAGAUGCACAGUGUACUGCACAACGGGCAUGCAUCAUAUAGAAUAAUACUACACAUAUCUCUUACGUAUCAACUAUCAUCUAUAAGGUUUUCACACUAUUA
This is a messenger RNA of Glycine soja, 2947 nucleotides long. RefSeq names its product serine/threonine-protein kinase Nek4-like. Gene Ontology annotation, biological process: protein phosphorylation. The transcript has 15 exons. The record is from RefSeq and is a predicted model, not a curated record. Bases 917 to 2728 code for a protein of 603 amino acids. Gene Ontology annotation, molecular function: protein kinase activity; ATP binding. NCBI's taxonomy places the organism in Eukaryota, Viridiplantae, Streptophyta, Magnoliopsida, Fabales, Fabaceae.